CUCGCUUUCGAAGCCUGUGGCAACUUUUCGUGCGAGUCAGCAAAUUACAAUUUAGAAAUGCCUCCUAAAUUGAAAUUUGGCGAAGGAGAACGUAUUCUAUGCUACCACGGUCCUUUGAUAUACGAAGCAAAGUGUAUGAAAGGGCAGAUGAAGGAUAAAGUGACAAGAUAUCUCAUUCAUUACAAUGGUUGGAACAAAAAUUGGGACGAGUGGGUACCGGAAAAUCGGGUGCUCAAAUUUAACGAGGCUAAUCUUCAAAAACAGAGGGAGCUCAGAGAACAAAACUUAAAAAGCAAGAAAUCAAGAAAGAGAACAGACAAACAAGGAGGGGACAGUGAGAAACCUUUGAAACGCGAGUCAGUUGUAGAUGCCCCUGGGCCAGCACGGAAAAAGAGAUCAAGGAUAGUUAAUCCAAUAGAAAAUGAUGAAAACUACAUAUCACGUGUUGAUGUAAAAAUAACUAUUCCAGAUGAUCUCAAACAAUGGCUCAUAGAUGACUGGGAUCUUGUUACUCGGCAAAAACAGCUUGUCCCUAUUCCAAGGAAAAAGAAUAUUAAAGAAAUUUUGGAUGAAUACAUAAAAUCAAGAACUGCUAAUCCCGAUGAAGGGUUCAAGCCAGGAGUUGUUCAAGAGGUUGCAGAUGGUAUUCAGGAGUAUUUUAAUGUUAUGCUUGGAACACAGUUGCUCUAUAAGUUUGAAAGGACUCAGUAUGGCGAUAUUCUUGCUGAACACACAAAUCUUCCCAUGUCUCAUUUAUAUGGUGCAGAACACUUGCUUAGACUUUUUGUGAAGUUAGGGAAUGCCUUGUCUUUUUCCAACUUGGAUGAAAAAAGUGUUCAAUUUGUGGUUACGCACAUUCAAGACUUCCUAGACUAUCUGUCAAAGAAAGCAGAUAGUUUGUUUACCACAGACUAUGAGACUGCCACACCAGAGUACCAUCGCAGGGCAGCAACGUGAAGUAUUUAAAGACAGCAAUGUGAAUUAUUUUAUGACUAAUGACAUAAAUUUUCAAAUUCCAUGCACUCUUUCAUGUAAACUGCAACAGAAUGUGGUAAAUUAAACUUUUCAGAAGGAAACAUAUCUCAAGUUUUGAAUGCAGUGCUUUGUUUUCAUGAAUUAUACAGACUUUGUUUUAAAGUGUGUUAGUUUUGGACUAACUGUUAAUCUACGUAGUAAAGUUUUAUCUCUUCACUAGGCCUCCAAACAUGGUUAUGAAAAUUAUCUCUCUAUGAUCCCAUAUUUUGUAUUUACUAAGUAGUGUAUUAAACAUGCUUUGUGUCUAUAGUUUACUUAUGCAUUGAUAAAUGUUUGAAGCUUCAACAUCCCCUCCCCCCUUGCCUUUAGUAACCUCUUGGCAUUUGAACUUUUGAAGACUGUUUUGUUCAAAUUCCUGCUUCCCAGAAAAAUAAUUGUGUUUAAAUGCCUCACUUAAUUUUUGUUGUAAAUGCAAAAUAAGAAACUAUGACUUUUUUCACAAUGGCCGAGCCUUAAGACCUAGACCUUGCUAUUUUCUGCCAAGAGUGAACUAUUUAUCUUAAAUUAUCAUUACACCAGAAUACACAACAAAUAUUUGGCUGGAAAGACUUGACACUUGUGGCUCAAAUUCCUCACCCCAAGCAGGCUAGGUUGAAAUUCUCCAUCCCCUGGACAUGGAUGACAGUCAAAUGCACGGGAAAGGUGGGGAGGGGGGUAUGUUUAAGCUUUGAAUUGACUAGUGCAUUAGUGUGUUAAUAUUCAAUCUGGUUCUUUGUGGUGUGUAUGAUUUAUCUGAAUUAUUAGUCAUUACAUUUCUACUUUUGAGUGAUCUGAUAUACUUUCCAAUUUACUGAAAAACUAAUAAAGUGAUUCAUAAGA
This is a messenger RNA of Pocillopora damicornis (cauliflower coral), 1854 nucleotides long. Its product is annotated as mortality factor 4-like protein 1. The record is from RefSeq and is a predicted model, not a curated record. Lineage: Eukaryota; Metazoa; Cnidaria; Anthozoa; Scleractinia; Pocilloporidae. Gene Ontology annotation, biological process: chromatin organization; regulation of DNA-templated transcription. Gene Ontology annotation, cellular component: NuA4 histone acetyltransferase complex; nucleus.